Molecule: messenger RNA, 2560 nt
Organism: Triplophysa dalaica
Lineage: Eukaryota; Metazoa; Chordata; Actinopteri; Cypriniformes; Nemacheilidae
Gene: adcyap1b
Product: adenylate cyclase activating polypeptide 1b
Exons: 5
Coding region: 274-801 (175 amino acids)
Biological process (GO): positive regulation of GTPase activity; positive regulation of transcription by RNA polymerase II; positive regulation of protein kinase activity
Cellular component (GO): extracellular region; neuron projection; perikaryon
Molecular function (GO): pituitary adenylate cyclase activating polypeptide activity; neuropeptide hormone activity; peptide hormone receptor binding
Source: RefSeq, a predicted model, not a curated record
CGUAAUCGUAGCGCAGGAGAAAAAAAGUUUUGUUCAAUGACAUGUAGACAAACGAGUGGGUCUGAUUUCAUCGAGGUUUUGUGCGCAGAAGUGAUUUUGUUUAUAUCGCUUAUUGUAUAAAAGUGCAGGGGUUGAACCAACGAGCACAUAAGGAAGGGACGGUGGCGCUUCAUGAAAGAGGUGCUGUGAGAAAGAUUUCUAUCUCUCUCACACAUUCACAGCCGCACCCGAGUCGCAUCUACCGACAUUACUAUCUACCUACUCUGCAAUAGCAUGGCCAGAUCUAGUAAAGCGACUUUAGCGUUGCUCAUCUACGGAAUCAUGAUGCACUACAGCGCCUUCUGCACGCCCAUUGGGAUGACUUUUCCCAAGAUGAGACUAGAAAAUGAUGUAUUUGACGAAGACGGAAACUCGUUAAGCGACCUGGCUUUUGGAACUGAUCAGAUUGCCAUACGAAGUCCUCCAUCCCUCUCGGAUGACUUAUACACGCUGUACUAUCCUCCAGAGAAAAGAACGGAAAGGCAUGCAGAUGGAUUAUUAGAUAGAGCCUUGAGGGACAUCCUGGUUCAGUUAUCAGCACGAAAAUAUCUGCAUUCUCUGAUGGCAGUUCGUGUAGGCGGUGGAAGCAGCGAGGAGGAUGCAUCGGAACCAUUAUCAAAAAGGCACUCGGAUGGGAUCUUCACCGACAUUUACAGUCGCUACCGAAAACAGAUGGCCGUCAAGAAGUAUUUAGCAGCCGUCUUGGGAAGAAGGUACAGACAGAGAGUUAAAAACAAAGGACGCCGAUUUGCUUAUUUGUAGCGCUGAGAAAACAGCCCCGACUGCCCUCCCAUGUGUACAUUCAACCCUAAGAUCAAAGUCAUUCUGAUAUAACGGAAUAAUCAGUGGAUCGCGCCUGUGUUCUUUAAACAUGUAUUUAUGUAUGAAGUAAAGCCAUUAAAAUGAAUAUUUUACUAAUAACAUUGUUUUUCUUUUUGUACAAAAGCACUUGAAACCGCACAGUUAUACUUUGUGGACCAAUCCUUUUUGUUUUUAUGUAUAAUAUAUGUUGAAAACAAAAGGUAACAAAAACUAUUGGGAUUAAAAAAAAGAAAGAAAAAAUGUGCACUUUGAACGUUAUGCGCCUGGUAUCUUUUCAAAUUCAUCAUCAUAUGCAGAAAAUAAAUAGAUUUUAAAAAGACAAUCAAAGCUCUGAAUGUUAUACUUAUUUUUGUAAUAUGCUAAAGCAAAAGAAUAGAGUCUGAUUUUAUUUAACAUGUGCCCAGGGAUGUAAUGGACAUGCUCUGUAAAUUACAGGGCUGUUUUAAAAGUUGUGACUCCCCCCUGAAAGGGGGGCUGGAGUGGGAUUUAGCUGUCAUUUCUUUCUUAGCCCACCCAUUUGUGAAUUGUAUUCACAUGUCUUAUCCAAAUAGAAUGUGAAUGUCUUGCCUGUGUCUGUGACAGGAGCCAGUAUGCCUGACUGAAAAAGAAUGACACUGGAGUAUAACUGUAGUAUUGAUAUAUAGAUAUAUCUAUAUUUUCUCUUGUGGCUUUUCUUUCUACUCUUUAAUCCAAUGAGUUUGAUGUCUUCUUCAUCUCUCUGCAUGCUAUACGUCUGAUGUAUGCAUGCAUGUCCUUUCCACUUUGUUUCAGUUUCGUGUUUCUGUUCAUAUCUGUUCCAUGCUCAUUGGAUUAAUCCAUCCAUUAGAAUAAUUCCCCCUCUGAGGAAGCGAGGUUUUUUAUGUCUUCAAAGGAACACAUUACAUUGAUGAGUUACGACGAGUAAUGGAUUUGAAUCGAACAAACUCUAACAUUGUCAAACGCAUGCCCCAUUGAGCCUUGCAGAAUUGGCGCGUCAAUCUCUUUGCAAACCUUCGUGGAUGGCUUUGCGUCAUUUCUGACCCGUGGUGAAACCUCGUUCUUAUGUCGUAAGAAGCUGUGAAUGCUUAGGUAUGCGCUCUCUGCGCUUUAGCUGAACACAAUUUACAAAUCUUGUGUGAAGGCAAUGUGUUAAAACGUGCCAGUGAAGAAAUAAAACAGUCUGUGUAGUCCACAGCUAAUGUAGUGGGUGACACCCUCAUGUCCAUGACUUCAUCAUGAAAUGUUCUUUAGUGGUCUUAAUCGCUGCUUUAAAUAAGAUAAUGAAUGCUCAACAGUUUUAUUUAUCACCUCAUUGUAGAUCUAGAAAAUCAAUUGCAUUCACGCUUAUCUGUAAUUGAUGCUGAUGACUGAGGGAAUGUGAGAUUGAGAGAAUGGGGGCGGUCCUCAGAUUGACCAUUUUCAUAUUCAUAAUCUUUAGGGACAGACAGGCUUCCUCUUGUAUGUAUAGAUGAGGGUCAUACUAGGGCCUCUUUCCCGUCAUCACUAGGGCGGGACAAGCUGCAGAACACCUAGCGCUUUAUCUAUUCACAUAUUUUGGUUACUCCUGCAUUGCAUUCGGUAUAUUUUUCCUGUUUUGAAAACCAUCCACUAAUUCAAUAUGUAAACCGUCGUCCCAGGCAUGAAAUCAAUCUUUCUUCAAUUUGGCAUUGUCCCCCAGGCUUUUUGUGAGUAUGAAUGCGUUUCUGAGAGUGUUAUGCGA